Molecule: messenger RNA, 1017 nt
Organism: Didymosphaeria variabile
Lineage: Eukaryota; Fungi; Ascomycota; Dothideomycetes; Pleosporales; Didymosphaeriaceae
Gene: rrp4
Product: Exosome complex component rrp4
Exons: 1
Coding region: 1-1017 (338 amino acids)
Biological process (GO): poly(A)-dependent snoRNA 3'-end processing; CUT catabolic process; nuclear polyadenylation-dependent rRNA catabolic process
Cellular component (GO): nuclear exosome (RNase complex); cytoplasmic exosome (RNase complex)
Molecular function (GO): RNA binding
Source: RefSeq, a predicted model, not a curated record
AUGCCCAUCACAAUCCUCCCACCCUCUGCGCCGAUCGCGACCGCGCACCUCAAGCAUGAAGAUUCGGAUGAAGACAUGAGCGACGACGACGGCCUUCCCAUCCAGAGCGCAACCUCGAUCGUGACGCCCGGCGAGACUGUAACAUCAGACCCGCAAUGGAUGCGCGGCCACGGCACCUACGUCCCCGCCGAGACCACCACCAUCAUCUCCACUGUCGCCGGACACCUACACAAAACCAACAAGUUACUCUCCGUUCAGCCUCUCCGUGCACGCUACCAGCCCGAGAUUGGCGACCUUGUCGUCGGCCGCAUUGUCUCGGUCCAGACAAAGAAGUGGACGGUGGACAUCGCGGCGCCCAUGCUGGCGAGUCUGCCGCUAAGCGCAAUCAACCUGCCCGGUGGUAUCCUUCGGAGAAGAACAGCGGUCGAUGAACUCAAUAUCCGGACGUUCUUCAGCGAGGGCGAUUUGUUGGUUGCGGAGGUGCAGAGUCUCCACGGGGAUAACACGGCGAGUUUGCACACGAGGAGUCUGAAGUAUGGGAAGCUGAGGAACGGACUGUUCACUAGUCUCAGCGGGGCGGGCGGCGGGAUCUUGUCAAGGAGAGGAGGUGUGGUGAGGAGCAAGAGGCAGACUUUCACACUGCAGACUUCGGCUGGGGAGAUUGACGUUGUGUUGGGUGUCAAUGGGUACAUCUUUGUGUCUGCGCACAACAAGUCGAAGCAGGAUGAGAAGGACGUUAGCAUUACAUCUUUGGAACAGGGCGUUUCGGAGACGCUGUACUCGAGUCAGAACGAUGAGAUCGAGCCUGGCGUUGCGAGAGAGAUUACGAGGGUUAGCACGUUGGUCAAGGGGCUCGUGGCUUGCGGACGGCGCGUGGACGAAGAUAUGAUUGUACGUGUGUACGAGGGUGCUGUGGAUCUGGACGCAGAAGAGAAGGUCAUGGGUAGUGCGGAUCGAGCUGGAGGCGCGAAAGGAGUUGUGGAAGCAGUCCUGGGUCGCUUGGAGAUGGGCGGGUGA